Messenger RNA from Penicillium concentricum, 447 nucleotides. RefSeq lists its product as uncharacterized. NCBI's taxonomy places the organism in Eukaryota, Fungi, Ascomycota, Eurotiomycetes, Eurotiales, Aspergillaceae. The transcript has a single exon. The record is from RefSeq and is a predicted model, not a curated record. The coding region runs from base 1 to 447 and encodes 148 amino acids.
AUGUCAUAUUACAUUACCAUCCACCACGGGUCAGGCGUGGAUGAGAGUCCUGGGAACCUAUGGGUCAACCUCUCUUUCACUAUCAAGGAACAUUUUUAUCUUCGCACUGACGGGGCACUGAUUUGUUAUAUGAUGGAACGUAUUCGGGAAAAGAAGUUCAAACUUACUUCCGAACCCUGGGAUCGACGAUCUCGGUGGUGUAUCUCGAUACCAGUCUCCAAGAUGCAUGAAACCAAAGAUGGAGCUGCUGCCGACGCUUUGCAACUAGCGGAGUGGUACAGGGUCCAAAUCCUGAAUGGGAAUGCAACUAUCAACCGCGAGCUCCUAUUUGAUCGGAAGCCCUUUUAUGACGGCAAGGAAUGCUGUAGAGGUAAUGUCUGCGAUCUGAUUCUGCAUCCGGAGUGGUGGCUCCCAGACCCUUCUUCGGACGCUUCUUCGGACCCUUAG